AUGCUACUGUAUGUAUUUUUAGCGCUGUCGGUAGCAUGGCUUUACCUGAAAUGGUCGAGAGUGAGACGUUACUGGGCGCGCCGCGGGGUGCCGCACGAGGAUCCGUAUCCGGUCCUAGGCAGCCUCACGUUCUUACAGAAGAUCAAUGUGGCGACAUGGAUGCGUCAGAUGUACGAUCGUUAUUCCAAGGAACCAUACUUCGGCAUCUGGCUGUUCUGGAGACCAGCCCUCGUGAUCAACUCGCCAGAGAUUGCCCGAAGGAUACUCGUCAAAGAUUUUGAUGCUUUUAAAAACAGACUGGUGGGAACAAACACUGGCAAAGGUGAUCCCAUCGGGGGACAGAAUAUAUUUACAUUAAAUGAUCCGUUGUGGAGUUCUGUCAGACGCCGACUGUCUCCUGUAUUCACAUCUUCGAAACUCAAGUUGUUGCAUCAUAUAUUCGCUAGCAAAUCGAAGGAAUUGGUGCAAAGAAUCAAAAAUGAUCUUAAUAAUAAUAAAGACAUAGAGCUCCGGCAUUUGUAUGCAGAUUACACGACAGAUGUUAUCGGUACGUCUUCGUUCGGAAUCCAAUGCGACACUCUAUUGAAAGGGGACAGCCCUUUGAGGUCUGUCACUAGAGUAUUUGAGAGAUUCAGCUUUUUGAGGGGUGUAGCGUGGUGCAGUAUCUUCUUCUUUCCGGAAACAGCAAAUACGUUCGGAUUCACAUUUUUCCCAAACUCAUCAGUUCAAUAUUUUAGAGAUAUCUAUAAGCAGAUGGUAUCUCAAAGAGGUGGUUACAAUUCUAAAGCAGAAGACAAAGAUUUGCUUGAUGCUUUGCGUCAGAUAAAAUAUGAAGCAGACAAAAAUAAUGAAGAUAUGAAAGAAGAUUUGUUGAUUGCACAAGCUGCUAUAUUCCUUCAGGCUGGUUUUCAUACUUCUGCUGCCGCUUUAACCUUUCUAAGUAACGAAUUAGCUUACAAGCCAGAAAUACAGGAAAAACUGUUUAAUGAAUUAUUACAAGCAAAACAAGCAUUUGGUGAUAAAGAUUUAGAUGCCAGUGUGUUCAGUGAAUUAGUCUACUUCAAUUGUGUUAUUAAAGAGACUUUAAGAAAGUAUCCUCCAAUGGGUUGGCUUGAUAGAAUCGCUGAUAAAGAUUACAAAAUCGAUGACAACCUCACCAUUGCCAAGGGAACAACUGUCUAUGUAAAUGCAAUGGGGAUGCAUCAUGAUCCUGAAUACUAUCCAGACCCUGACAAAUUUGACCCUGACAGAUUCCUCCCCGAAAACGAUGACGGCACCAGACCUUAUAUGCCCUUUGGUGAUGGACCUCGCAUAUGUAUAGGCCUGCGUUUUGCGCGGCGCACUAUUUGGUAUGGCGCCGCCGCGGUGUUGAUGAACUAUAAGAUUGUUCCAGUCUCCGGGACUCGAACGCCUGCGCGAUGUCAUGUUGACCACAGAGGACUACUGCUGUCACCUGGGGAAGAAACUAAUAUUAUAUUUGUACCUAGAGUAUAA
This is a messenger RNA of Diatraea saccharalis (sugarcane borer), 1494 nucleotides long. The record is from the annotation of a GenBank genome assembly. NCBI's taxonomy places the organism in Eukaryota, Metazoa, Arthropoda, Insecta, Lepidoptera, Crambidae.